AUGAGUGAGUGGCAGGCAGUGUGUCAGGGAGGGGGAGUGAAUGGCAGGCAGUGUGUCCCAGCCAGUGAAUUAAUAGCAGGAAGGAUAAUAAAAACAGGGGAAACCGAAAUAAGAUAUGGGGACAUUAUAGAUGACAAGGGAGUCCACAAAAAUUAUAUCGUUUUUGAUCCACCACACCUAGAUUUUAAAGAACAUCCGACAGGCAUGCCACUCAUGAGGAAGGUGGUGGUGCAGAACAGCAGUCCAGACACCAGUGUACAGCUGCACUCCCUGUCUGGCAACACGCUGCACUUCCACUGCACCUUCUUCCAAGACAAGGUGGUGGUGCCCGGGGGAAACACCUCAUUCGACGUGGUGUUCCUGGGGCGGGAAGAAGGCCUCAUUGAAAACACCAUCUUCAUACACACGUCCAUCGGCACCUAUAAAUAUGGGGUGCGGGCGGUGGGCACCAGUAACCCCUACAGACUGCGGCCGCUGGUGGGGGUCAGAAUGCCCCUCAACUCAUCCUACUCCCCCCUCAUCCAACUCCACAAUCCCCACCCACACUCCUUGCAGGUGACAGAGAUGUACAGCACCGGAGGCGACCUGCACCUGGAGCUGUUGUCUGGCCUGCAGGAGGGACAGAAGGCCAUGUGGAAUAUCCCGCCCUACCACACACAGCCGCUCAUGAGGGCUAACUUUGUGGCGCGGCGAGAGAACAACCACACUGCUUAUGUCAGGAUUGUGACGAGCGAGACAGACAGCGACUAUUUGGUGGUUCCCGUGGAGGUGGAGGUGUCGGGUCAGCCUGGCCUCUUCUGUCCCCACGACGGGCUCCACUUUGGCCUCCGCACCCCCCAUGACCCGCCCACCACCCUCCCCCUCCACCUCCUCAACUCGGCCCACAAGCACAUUCACAUUCAAAAUGUGAUAACCACACCAGUCAAUGAGGCGAUAACCAUCGAUUUCCGGCCCAUGAAAAUACCACCGGGCACCGUCAGGCCGACUCAAGUGGCCACCGUCACCUUCGAUCCCUCCAAAGUGACCAGCGGGAAGAAAGUGUCCGGGAAGAUCUUGGUGAAGAGUAAAGUGUCAGCGUACAAGCUAAGCGUUCCCUUCACUGUCGACCUUCUGCAUGGGGCACUGCUCUUCAACACAUCCAUCACUAAGUUCUACACAGGCACAGACCCCCGCACUCCAGAGUCCAGUGGUGGUGGGGGGCUGACACUUGGGUCGCUGGCGGAGAGGGUGCUGGGUGGGGAGGUGCUUGGUGGAGGUGGAGGGAGAGAAGGAGAGGGAGGCGGGGGAGGCACCAGUCACCCUAGCCGGGAGCCUCGGAAUCUCACCCUCACCAACACCUUCCCUUGUCCUGUCGUUAUCUACAAUCUGACGCUCCCUGAUGAGGCUAGAGCGCACUUUGAGGUUGGGUGGGCGGGGCCAGUGGUGGUGGGGGAGGGGCAGAGCGCUCACGUGGCGUCACUGCGGCUCCUCAGUGUGGGCACGGACGCCAGACUCUCCACCUCCCUCACGGUGCACACCAACAUCACCACCAUCAAGAUCCCCCUCAUCGCAUACAAUGGAAAGCUCACCAAGUACAUUCCACCGCUUGGGGGUGACUCCUGGCUGGACUUUGGGACGCUGGGGAUGGGCGACCAACGGGACCUUUAUUUCUAUGCCAUCAAUGAGAACCCGGUGGAACUGCGGCUGUGUGGCUGGGGCUCCAACCUGACCCGGAGUGCAGUGGAGCUGAUGGGAGUGGAGGAGGGGAACAUCACCUCCAUCAGGACCCGCAACAACAUGACCUACGCCUCUAAGAGUCUGUUUCUGAAGCCAAACCACUAUGCUGUGUUCCGCAUUGGAGUGGUCACGCCGGACACAGAGGGAAUAUUCAUCGCAGAGUCAUACGUACAGACACAGUUUGAGCAGAUCAAGAUUCCCUUCAGAUUAAGGACAGCGGACGGAUCACUGAGUGUCGUGCCCAACACCAUUGUAUUCCAUAACUCUUUCCCGGGCAAAAUCUCGCAACAAAACCUUCACAUCCUGUCCACGUUUGGCCACUCCAUGACGGUGAAGGAGGUGAAGCCACUGCCGGGGGACAUACGCUUCUCAUAUGAAUCUAGUCGGUCUGGGCUGGCCACGCUGCAGCCCGGACACAAGAGUCACAUUGGCCGCCUGGUGUUUGACCCCAAGCUGGAGUGUGGCUCUGAGUGUUAUACAGGCUUCCCCCUUACUGGCAAGAGUGGCCAGCAAUGGGUCAACACACUGUCCCUCACUUCACAUGUGGCCGACACAGACACUUCUCUCUACUCCACGUUGCGUAGCCGUUACCUCAACCUCUCCGCUGGGAUCUUUAACACGUCCAUUGUCCUUCACACAUCGGAGGUCCACGGCUUCCACUUCACAGUACAGGCUGCAUUAAAAUGGCCGCUGCUGUGUUCCCCGUCCCACCUGACGUUCCCGCUGACACAAGUCUUCAACACCAGCGUGCAGGAAGUGUUUGUGGAGAACCCUGCCAGUGUGCCGGUGGUUGCUCAGAUCCUGCUGCUGCAUCACUACCCAGCACCACAACACAUCCUGUCCAUCAUACACCACCAACUGCCAAAAGACCACACACUACUCGGGGAGGAGGGCGGAGGGCUGGCCGGGAGUGACGUCUUCUCUCUAAUUGACGUGGACAGCAUCAGUGGGAGCAGCGGUGGUGGUGGCAGCAGCAGCACCCGGGCAUCCCACAUGCCUCCCCCGGCGCCAGAGAUAACAAGCGGCCUAGCCCAGCACCGCCGCACCCUUGAGGAACACUUCAAGACCAGGGUGGCCAAAGACAGCAUUGCCAUCACCCUGGAGCCCGGCGUCAAGGUCAAAGUGCGUCUGUCCUUCACGCCGCCCGAUGAGAGGACCCACACUACUGUGCUGCUGGUUCGCAAUAACCUGACAGUCGUUGACACAAUGCUGGUCCAGGGCCGCGGUGGGAGAGGCUUUCUCAAGUUUGGCAACCGUAAGCCUGGCUCAGCCCUCCCCCUGGCUUUCAAUAUUGGGGCCAAACACUUAAAGGACUGUGAUAGUGGGCGCAGCAGCCGUUACUACCAGCCAAACUUCACAGUGAAACGUUCGUUUGUGGCACGUAACACGGGAGAGCUGCCGGUGCAAGUGUGGGGCUUCAGGGUGAAUGAGGCGCAGUGUGAGGGCUACGGCUUCAAGGUGCUGGACUGCCGAGGCUUUCAGCUGGCACCCAACACCAGCCACAGGGUGGACAUUGCCUUCACCCCAGACUUCACACUGGCCAAGGUGCAGCAGCGCCUCGUCAUCCACACCAGCCUGGCUGAGGUAGCAGGUCAGGCGGGUCCCUCCGGCCAGGUGGAGUACUCCCUGGUGGCCACUGUGCCCGCCCAGCUUCUAGCAGAGUGUGGGGCGGCCGUUCCACGCCCCACAUGGGAGGCGCCGCUUUACUAUGCUGUGGUGCUGCUGAUGGUGGCCAUGCUGGGUGGGGCGGUGGUGCUGGCCUUGCUGGAGGCUGACCACAUUCUUAAGAUCACAGUGGUGGCCAUGACCACCACUGUUCCAGCCAAUGGCCAUGUGCCGCCCUUCGACAAGACUAAAGUGUUUGAUCUCCAUGCCAUUGGUCAAUCUGACACCCGCGGUUCCUCUGCCGGACUCAGGAAUGGCUACGUCAAUGGCCACGCUGUGAUGGAACGACCCAAGAAAGCCACGGCCAUGCAGGAUGUGGUGGCCAAUGGCCGCAAGCCUGGUUCCGGUGGCCGCAAGACUGGCCACGGUUCGGCUGCCUCCUCAAGUACAAAGACUCGCUGCCCUCGCCCAGCAGACUCGAAGGCUGCCAGUGCAGACAGCAGCGGGCCAACCUCCCCCCCCUCGGACCAUGUGGCCGCCCACAAUCAAACUAAGAAUAGUAACAAAAACAAAGGAAAUCAUUAUAUCAGUAAUAACAGUAACAAUAAUAACAAUAAUGUCAGUAACGUCAAUAAUAACAAUAAUAAUAUUAAAGGAAGCAACAAGAAUAUGGGGUCCAUGUCAUGGACGAGUUUCUUCCAGCGAGCAGUGGGCAAGGUGGAGGGCAGCAGCGGCAGUGGAGAGGGACGCGAGGCAGGCCGCCGCUGCCCUUCCUCCUCCUCCUCCUCUUCUACCACCCGGGAGGAUGCAGUGGCUGUACAGCGCCAGUCUGUGGGCACAGAGACAGACCUGCCGCUGGUGGAGGCACUACACAGGGUGCGGCGACGAGCACGACCCGUCCCCACUCACCAGGAGGAGGAGACGUCCUCUACCACAACUGAGAGCUCUAACACUGAUGAGCUGUCCCUCGGUGAGGCAGGCUCCGGCAGACAACCAGAGCCUCCUAUCCCUAGCCAGGCCAGCAGCAGCAGCUGCAGUAGCAGUGGCAGCAGCAGCAGCAGCAGCAGUAGCAGUAGCAGCAGUGGUGGCAGUGGAGGUGGAAACAGCAGCAGCAGCAGCAGCAGCAGCAGUCGAGCUACCAAGAAGAAGAACACCAAAACUAAGAGUCCCACCACCAAGACGUCUGGAAGCCGUGGCGUCACAGUCAUUCCGCACCACGAGGAUGCCGGCCAUGCUGGUGUCGGCGGUGGCUUUGAGUCUGGCACUGCCAAGGCCAAGGGUGGCAAGAAGGGCCGGGAGUCGGGCAGAGGAGGAUCGGUGGAUUCCUUUGUCCCGGAGAGUCUGGAGCUGCCGUACAGUGUCAAGCCAGUGAGGCUCCUGGAGUCUGGGCGGGACAAGGAGCAGCCGCCACGCACGCCCCGCACCCCAGCCGCCGGCAGCAGUGGCCGCUCCUCUCCCACCACUUCCUGGGAGGACCCUCACCAGACACCACAGGAACAGGACAACAGCCCCCCAGUCUUCAGCCCCAAGCCCCUCCCAGCACAACCCCAGCCUCUGGCACCCCGCGAGUCCUCUUACUCUGCUAUCUUGCUCGGCACGGACAAGCAGAAGGCCAAGAACACACCCUUUGCCAAGGUUAAUCCUGAAGUGAAGCGAGUGGAGAAGCCCCUUGGAGUGAUUGGCCAGAAGACCACCAACCCUCAUGGGGCUGGGGGUGCCCUGGGGGCACUACGGGGCAUCUCGGGACCCGCCGUCACCAUGGCUGCCACCAUGGCGGCCGUCCCUCUCCUCCCCACACCAGACCACCAUCCUGCCCCACCCUUCUCCCAACACUCUCUCAAAGAUGACUUCACUCGCAGUCUGUACAGUGCGGGGCACGUGGAGCCCUCCUCUCCCCACAGCAUCCACUCCUGGGACCCUAAAACUCUCAGCGCACCCCCUGCCCUCAGGCCUCCCCCGGGCCUGCCCCAGCAGAGCCAUGACACCAGCCACCGCCAUCCCAGUCUACAAGGUGAGGAGGACUGGCCCCGCUAUGAGCACUUGCAGGUGGCCAGCCCGCUGUGGACUGAGGGGAGUGGAGCGACAGGUGCCGGCUACCACCACCACCCUCACCACGCCCCACACCCCCACCACCAUCCCGAGAGCCCCACCUCUGCCCCCACCCCCAGUCUGUGGGACUCCCUUUCUAAUAUCUGGUCACCUCCCUUCUGGGGGGCAGAUCAAGGACAGAAUCAGCUAGCUUCCCACCACCAACACCACCAACACCACCAACAACAGCAGCAGCAACAGCAGCAGCAGCAGCAGCAGCAGCAGCAGCAGCAGCAGCAGCAGCAGCAGCAGCAGUCUCCAUGGAAUAACUCCCUGCAGCAGAGUGUGGCAGUAGGUAAUGACGCCAGCGGUGCCGUCUCUAAAGGCUUGGGGUUUGAUCCGUUCCACUCUGUGGGGAACAUCUGGUCCUCCCCGGCCACGCACCCCACAGACCUGUGGCCGCCACACUCUGCCAAGAAGGAUGUCUGAGCUGCCACUGCUGCUGCUGCCACCACUACACAGCUUUCAAAUCUUUUAUCGUUUAAAAAUUCUGACGUUUUCCGAGAGCCUGACUUGCUUCAAGCUGCAGGCUCUGAUGGAAAGUAUGUUCCUUUUAUUCUGCAUCACUUAUUUUUGCUGACAGAUGAAGAAGAUUGAAGCGUAGCAUAGGACGGCCUUUUACUUAACUUUUUGUUGCAAGGAAGUGUGAGCGUGGCCAAGCAAACGUACUGAUUUUUCUUUGCUAAGAUUUUAGGCCUGAUUGGCUGGCUUCACUGCUCUAGCUCACCUACACAUGGAGGGAAGGAAGAUUCUCUCGCUAAACACUCAUGGACAGUUUUGUUCAGCGUUUUGGAUUUGAAAAACAAGAGGUUUAUAUUUUUUGAUUUACUUAACUUUUUGUGCCAUAUCGAGCUAUUGUUUGCUGUCUGAACAGCCAUGGCCACCUUAGGACAUUUUAAUCUCAGCAAAUCACUGCUCUUUGUGAUUUCACUGCAUUGAUCAUAAAGUCAACUUAAGGUUUGCAAAACCUUACUCUGCGACAGAUUACUCACCGCUUCUGAAACUACAAAUAUGCCAAUUUGCCAAACCCACCAGACUGUGAGGGGCAGACCGAGGGUGACUGCACCAUGCCACUGUGAGACAGUGUGAGAUCAGACUAUAUGUUGCUGCGACUGGAAAAGGAACACUAUACUUGUGCUGGCAUAAUGUAACACACACUCUCACCUUGCUGAUAUACUCCCAUACAGUACAUUGAUACAUUUACACACCACACCACACUACCCCCCAUGUGCCACAGUCCAUAGUAGUGCACUCAUACAUCACACUGGUAGCAUGAUUACUGCUGCUAUACAGCACAUUCUGCAUUAUAUGAAUAGCUACACACACACACACACACACACACACACACACACACACGGCCCGGUAGCUCAGUGGUUAGAGCGCUGGCUUCACAAGCCAGAGGACGGGUUCGAUUCCCAGUCGGGUGGAGAUAUUUG
Portunus trituberculatus (swimming crab) is the source of this 6845-nucleotide messenger RNA. It is a transcript of the gene Tmem131, whose product is annotated as transmembrane protein 131-like. Gene Ontology annotation, cellular component: membrane. The record is from RefSeq and is a predicted model, not a curated record. NCBI's taxonomy places the organism in Eukaryota, Metazoa, Arthropoda, Malacostraca, Decapoda, Portunidae.